Molecule: messenger RNA, 25120 nt
Organism: Biomphalaria glabrata
Lineage: Eukaryota; Metazoa; Mollusca; Gastropoda; Planorbidae
Exons: 34
Coding region: 1068-21098 (6676 amino acids)
Biological process (GO): positive regulation of gene expression; negative regulation of receptor guanylyl cyclase signaling pathway; cGMP catabolic process
Cellular component (GO): cytosol; perinuclear region of cytoplasm; synaptic membrane
Molecular function (GO): protein homodimerization activity; 3',5'-cyclic-GMP phosphodiesterase activity; 3',5'-cyclic-AMP phosphodiesterase activity
Source: RefSeq, a predicted model, not a curated record
AUGUGUGUACAUAGCAGGGCAACAGUGAGUAACUCUGUGACCGCUUAUUCCAAGCUACGAAAGAAUUACCUCCCCUCGCUAUUUUGAAAGAUUUUUUUUUUCAUUUUCACAAUACAAAAAAGAGCCAUUUAAUAUUAUUGGCUUGGAAGUCUGUGCCGUUGUUAUUUUGUUUUCUCUGAGUCCAGAUCUAGAUCUAGCAGAGUCUGAGUUUGGAUUCUUUCUGACACGGAAAUUUAACCUUUUAUAUUUGUUAAAACAUAUCGUGGUUUGCAUAAUGUGUAUUUCCUUUGGCGAAGAGUAAUUGGAUACUAUUGCAAAUUAUCUACUGGGGAUGUUUUCUAGCAGUGAGUACCAGAGUUUUGAUCCAUUAAAUCUAUGUAAAGUUUGCUUAGCUGGUUGGGAGAUACAGAUCUGGAUCUAUAGAAGACUGAACUCACUGCAGACGAUGAAUUAGCCUCUUGGGCAUAGAUAUAUAAAACAAGAUGGCUAUCUUCCAAAGGCAGCUGAGUACGCCCGAGCGUUCUCCCUUGAGAUCAAGAUAGUGGAUACAAUACCAGGAUGACAUUACUUCCUGUGGAUUAUUGACCUUCCAGCGAGGAUAGCUCGAGUUAUCUACCCUCAACUAGUUUUAUAGUUGUGUGGGUGUUACAUUCGAGUUUGGUGCUCUGAAACUUCAUGAACUUAUGUGGAUUUCUGAUUCGCAGGCCAACGAACCUGGAUACAUUUUUAUUCGUGGAUCUGGAUGGGCAUGUGAUGUGGAUGUUGGAUAUUUUCUGGAUUGCGUCGCGCCAGGAGAUAGGUCUUUCUGGCAUUUCGUGAACCUAAUCCACUUGGACUGACCUUGCCUUGGGCGCGUGCUGAGCACGAGAAGGAUGUAAGAUACAGGCUGCUGCACGCGCUUGAAGGAUUAGUAAGCUUCCGCAGUCUCCCAGCUCUUCAUCACUAAGGUGCUUGUGUUGAGUGCUCACGCUUUGCGCACCUCCUGCGUGUGCAGUGUGCUCACGUAGGCCAUCAAACUGGCCUGGCAAACCGUCUGCUCGUGUUUCUGUGGUGUGAACGCCCCCACCAUGGAGGGCGCCGAGUCAGCAUACGCCUUAGUGGAGGCGUUGAUGCCAGUGCUGGACGCCAACAACUUGACAGAGCUGAGAGAGGCCAUCAAGUUGACCAUCUCACGGUGUGUCCUCAACACGCAACUUAUCAAAGUGUUCCUGCGUGACCCACUGACCUCUCACCUGGUUGACGAACAUUGCCGGCCGCUGCCCAACAGUCGGUUCAUAAGUGACAUCUUACACCAGAAGGGGAAGACUGUAGUCAGUGUGAACCACAACCAGGACAGCAUCAGAGAGUUGCUGGGAAGUCAGCACAGUAAUGACAACAACCAUUCUGUGUUACUUCUGCCUAUACCAGAGAGAGGGACACACAGGAGUAUAGGUCUUAUUGUGGUGGUCUCACAAGCAGGUUCACUGUCCAGUGUUGAUCCGAAGAGAGUAGAGCUCUGUUUAAAGCAGAUUUCAGUUACUUAUGAAGUUGUGAAGAAUAAUUUGACUAAAGAGAAUGCACCACCUCAUAUAUCCAACUUACUGUCCUUGAUUCAGUUGUGUGGGGAACUUAAUGAUCCAGAUGCAGCAAAGCUGGAGAUAAAAGUUGUCCGAUAUCUUCAGCGCCAUACUGAUGCAGAAAGUGGUUUCCUGUUGCUAGUAGUACCUGAGACGCAGAUGUUGUUUUGUCAGGCUGUGGGAGACACUGUCUUACAAGAGGAAGUAAGAUUUGCAGGUCCAUCCAGUUGUUUUGCAAAAGCCCUUGAAACCAAACAGCCUAUCACUUUAGCAGAUAUACCUGUGGAACGGAGGCAUGAAGUGGAGAAAAUUAUCAGGCGGCAGAUCAACACAUUGUUGUGUGUGCCUGUCUGUGUGAGUGAUAGCAAGGAUCUGCUAGCUUUGGCCUGUGUGGUCAACAAGUCAAACAAUGAACAGUUCACUCAGCAGGACAUUGACACCAUACUCCAGUGUUUCAAGUACACAGCCACUGUACUGACCAGCACUUUAGCCUUCCAGAAUGAACGCAAGUUGAAAAAUCAAACCCAGGCUCUGUUGCUAGUCGCCAGAAAGCUGUUUACCAGAUUAGAUGCAAACUUGAGUCAAAGUUGGAAUGAGACUGCCAAUCUUAACAAGGUAAGCUCAGUCGAACCAGACUCUGGACACUCUGCUGGACUUUCAGGCUCACCUAGACUGAUCAGGUGCCAGGGGCUUGGACCCACCUCCGGUCAUUGCUCUGAACCUGGAUGCAUAGCCCAACUCAUAAAUAGCCUGCCCACCAAUCAGGCCCAAAACACUCUGAUUGUAUUGCCUCUCUCAGCUUUCAGAGGCAGUGAUCAGAGCUCUUCUGUGUGUCGCCCUGAAAGCUGUUUAGUAGAGCGUGCUCACUCAACCGUUCGACACCACAGGAGUGAUUCAGAGAGCUCCUCAGAGUAUUCCACUGCGUCUAGUUCAGCUCCUUCAUCCAACCAACCGUUGCUUAACAAUGAUCCAAAUAAGAAACCAUCAUUGGAUAUGAAAAGUGAUAAGAGUACUGAUCCAACAAUUUGUGGAGAACAUAAUGUAUCGGAUCACAGAAGCAUUGCUGAUUCUUCAACUUGUUUCUAUUUCAAGCAGAAUGAUGACUUAGCACCUGAUGUUGGUCUUAGGCUAAGGGAUCAACAUGAAGAUAUGACAAUGAAAGAACUAGAAUUCAACAGAUAUUUCUUUAACAAUCUAGAACAGUUUAAAGAGUUACUGAGUGCUGUUGACACCGAUAAUGUGAAGUAUGCAUCUCCCGAGUUCCAUGUUUCACCUGUACUCAAUACAUCUCCUUUGGCUAAUGUGUCGUCCAUGACUAGCAUGUCACCUGACAUUAUGAAAGAUUACUUUCAGUGUGAAGAUAAUGUCCAUUUACCUGAUAAACAAAUCCACAAGAUUGACAAUUACACACAAUGUGAAAGCUGCAAAUUGAAGCCAGACAUCAGGUCAAGGACAUUUCGAAAAUUUAAGUCACCUGACCAGACUUUCUUUGGACAAAAGCAAGGUGUGAAGUCUGCGUUGCAGUCUAAGAGAAGUAACUCUAUCUCUCUUCAGAGUUGUAACAUUAAGAUGUUAUCCCAUACUUCACUACCGCCAGAGAAAGGUUCCCACUGCAGUACAAGAAUCAAAAACACUCUAAGCAAGCAGUGUAGAUCAUUGUCCAAUAACAGAAACAUGGUGAAUAGCUCAAGCCUUAAGGUAGAUGCUGGAUAUUGUAAAAAAAACAAAAAGCCAGUGUGCAGGCUGUGUAGAUCAGUGUCUAACAGUAGUAGGAGCAGAGGUGUCAGUUUAAGUCCCAUGGAGAGAAAGAAGACCAGCACAGUGGUGGAAGUCAGCACAGACUCUGUGUAUCAGGUAGUGAAGCCUUCAGCCCAGUGUGGCAUUGAGGAUGUGUCUGAUGAAGCAUCCUUUCAUUCUUUAUCUGACGAGGACUUUGACCUGGAUAACACUGACACCUCCAUCCAGAGGCUGCUCACUUCAAUACAAGACUCCAGCAGAAAUGAUCUGCAGUGUUCAUUGGUACUCAAAGUGAAGAAAUGUUCUACUGAGGAGAGAUCUGAUUUGUUUCAACUUGACUCUGAUCUUGGCUUACAAAAUACAAAUGACAAGAGUGUUGCAGGAGUGCAGGUUGGUGAGAAGGAUGAAGAUUCUGUGUGCACCCUUGGUGUAGGGAAAUCAUGCCAUUCCAAUGAACAAGGUUUUGCCUUGUUGGCUGAAAACUUUACAACUGAUGAACUAGUUACAUACCCUGAUCCAUGCAGAACUACCCUAAGCAGCCCUCUUAAUCAGCAAGCUAGUGUAGCUCAGCUGACCGGUGAAAGAGAUGAUGAACUAGUUACAUACCCUGAUCCAUGCAGAACUACCCAUAGCAGCCCUCUUACUGAGCAAGCUAGUGUAGCUCAGCUGACCGGUGAAGGAGAUCACUUGACCUCAGCAGUGGACAGACAUAUUGAAUUGUGUACCUUUGGUCUGGCAUUUGGAGACUCUUUUGAGCCUGUGGGAUGUUUAGGUAAAGAUCCGGUCCUGCCGGUGAGCUCUAAGCAGGACAGUAGUGAACAAAUUCUGAAAGUAGAAGACAUUGUUGUAGUUCAGAAUGAAGAAACUCAGUUCAUCCAAGGUAGUAAUAAUAAUGACAAUAAUUGUGAUUACUUUCAAGAUGCCUUUGAUUGUUUCCAAGAAACAAAGAUGGACUAUAGUCAUUGCAUGAAGUACAUAGAAACAGACCAUUUUCAAUCAGACCUUAUAGCAUGUGAACUUGUUGAGAGCGCCCAUGUGGUGAGUGUUGUCAGAAACACUGAUGAAGAAGUCAGUAUAAAGAUACACUUGGAGGAUGAUCUGAGACGUAGGGCUUUAAGAUGUCACAAUAACGAGUUCAUUUCUGAUGGUGAACUGGAUUAUAAAGAUCAAUCAAAGAAUGGUGAAGAUGCCAACUGUGUAACAGGAAUCAAUGCUGAAAACUUCACUUGUGCAUCCAGAGUAUUAGAGAGUGAAACAAAUGUAAAAACACACCAUUGGGCCUAUCAUCUAGAACAAGGAGUUGACAGUUCUGCACCAAGGGAUGUGAUUCCUUCAGCUAUUGACUUGAAGCAUUUAUCUAGUGGCUCAGAGCCACAGUUUGUUGAAGAGUUGUCUAUUUUAUGGGAGGGUAGUUUGCUGAGCCAGCAAGAUGAGGAAAGCAUGUCUGUGACAGAUGAUGAUGUGAAAGAUUUAGAAUCCCUCAAUGGAAGUGAAGAAUCAAACUUGAAUCUUGAUUUAGACAUGUGCUCAGUCUAUCUUGAAGAGACAAACUAUGAAGAUGUUGCCUCAUCACAUGUCAUUAGAGUUCCUGGUGACCUUCAGCAAACUGAGCCUAUAGUAACGUCUUCAAUAAAGACUGAUACAUGGGAAAUUAAUAGUCUGAUCAGGGAAUAUAAAAAAAGAUUUCUAGAAGACAACAUUAGUUUACCCUCUGUUGAAACACACUGCCGUGCAGAGCUAGCUUUCAAGAAAUCAGAUGCUACAACUGAGAUAGAAUGUGAUCCUUCCUUGAAGACUGAAACUGAAGAGAAUAAAGACCUAAGUCUUAGAAGUCAUUUUUUGAACAUUAAUACUGACAAUGUGUCUACUUGCAAACAAACUGAUAUUAGAGCUGAAAAGCUGAUAAAGUCUGGUGUGAUUUGGUCACAGGAGAUCAAUUCGGAAGUAGAACAUUGUCUUGUUUCAGACAAUAUUCAAAUGUUCAACAUGAACUCCGACCUAACCCUACAUCAAGAUUUGUCUGUAGAACAAACCACAGGUUGCAUUUUAGACCAAGAAUGUCCAAAUGUGUCUGCAAAUGUUGUAAACUUGGACAGCUCAGAUAAUAUUGCUGUAGCUGAUGAUUUUAUCUUUUAUCCUGAUAUGUGCCCUUAUGAAAUACAUUUGAAGGAAGAUUCUGAUUCAUUGAGCAGUGAUAUGUCUCUAAAGGAAGAUUCAAGAAAUGUACACAUCAGUGUUGCCAGUCAAGACUACAGUCAACAAGAAGAAUCUGAUCAAGAAGUUAAUGAAGAAUCUGAUGAGCAAAUUAAUGAAGAAUCUAAUCAAGAAGUUAAUGAAAAGUCUGAUCAGCAAAUUAAUGAAGAAUCUCAUCAGCAAGUUAAUGGAGAAUCUGAUCUAGAAGUUAAUGAAGAAUUUUUCGAUCAACAAGUUUAUGAAGAAUCUGAUCAAGAAGUUAAAGAUGAAUCUGAUCAAGAAGUUAAUGAAGAAUCUUAUCAAGAAGUUAAUGAAGAAUCUGAUCAACAGGUUAAUGAAGAAUCUGAUCAAGAAGUUAAUGAAGAAUUUUUUGAUCAACAAGUUAAUGAAGAAUCUUAUCAAGAGGUUAAUGAAAAAUCUGAUCAGCAAAUUAAUGAAGAAUCUCAUCAGCAAGUUAAUGAUGAAUCUGAUCAGCAAAUAAAUGAAGAAUUUGAUCAACAAGUUAAUGAUGAAAGAGAGUUCAAUAAAAAGUCUGAUCAAGAAGUUAAUGAAGAAUUUGAUCAACAAGUUAAGGAAGAAACUGAUCAACAGGUUAAUGAAGAAUUUAAUCAAGAAAUUAAUGAAGAAUCUGAUCAAGAAGUUAAUGAAGAAUCUGAUCAAGUUAUUGAAGAAUUUGAUCAACAAGUUAAGGAAGAAUCUGAUCAGCAAGUUAAUGAAGAAUUUGAUCAACAGGUUAAUGAAGAAUUUGAUCAAGAAAUUAAUGAAGAAUCUGAUCAAGAAGUUAAUGAAGAAUCUGAUCAACAGGUUAAUGAAGAAUUUGAUCAAGAAGUUAAUGAAGAAUCUGAUCAAGAAGUUAAUGAAGAAUCUGAUCAACAGGUUAAUGAAGAAACUGAUCCACAGGUUAUUAAAGAAUCUGAUCAACAAGAUAAUGAAAAAUCUGAUCAAGAAGUUAAUGAUGAUAUAGAGUUCAAUAAAGAAUCUGAUCAAGUUAAUGAUGAAAUAGAUAUCAAAGAAGAAUUAGUUCAAGAAGUUAAUGAUGAAAUAGAGAUCAAAGAAGAAUUAGUUCAAGAAGUAACUGAUGAAAUAGAGAUCAAUAAAGUAUUCGAUCAUGAAUGUUAUGAUUUCAGUGAAGAAUUUAAAAAGAUUAAUGAUGAAUCUGAUCAAGACGUUAAUGAUGAAUCUGAUCAAGACAUUAAUGAUGAAAUAGACUUCAAAGAUGAAGUAUGUCAAUUUAAUGAUGAAAUAGAUUUUAAUGAAGACUUUGGUCAACAAGUUAAUGAUGAAAUAGAGUUCAGUGAAGAAUCUGAUCAAAAAGUUAAUGAAGAAUUUGAUCAAGAAGUUACUUAUGAAACAGAUUUCAAUAAAGAAUUUGAUCAACAAUUAGUCAAUGAAAGAGAUUUUAAACCACACCAUCAUGAAAAAGAUUUGAAUAUAGAAUCAAAUCAAGAAGUUGAAACUAAACUAGAUGUCCAACAUGAACGUAGUCUACAAAUAAUUUUUACCACUGAUUUCAGUCAGAAAUUAAACCUUGAAACCAAUGGUGAAAUCUGUUCACUUAAAAAAUCAAAUCAACAGAAUGUAGUUGCAAUAAAUACUAUGAGAAUAACUGAACAAAUAAAACUCAAUGAAGAAUUAAAUCAAAUCUUGGAUGAAAUAAAUGUAAAAAAAGAAUCAAGUCAAAUCCUGGAUGACAUAAAUUUUAAUGCAGAUUCAAGUCAAAUCCAGAAAGACAUAGAUUUUAAUGCAGAUGCAAGUAAAAUCCAGAAAGACAUAGAUUUUAAUGCAGAUGCAAGUCAAAUCCAGAAAGACAUAGAUUUUAAUGCCGAUGCAAGUCAAAUCCAGAAAGACAUAGAUUUUAAUGCAGAUGCAAGUCAAAUCCAGAAAGACAUAGAUUUUAAUGCAGAUGCAAGUAAAAUCCAGAAUGACAUAAAUUUUAAUGCCGAUGCAAGUCAAAUCCAGAAAGACAUAGAUUUUAAUGCAGAUUCAAGUCAAAUCCAGAAAGACAUAGAUUUUAAUGCAGAUGCAAGUCAAAUCCAGAAAGACAUAGAUUUUAAUGCAGAUUCAAGUCAAAUCCAGAAAGACAUAGAUUUUAAUGCAGAUGCAAGUCAAAUCCAGAAAGACAUAGAUUUUAAUGCAGAUGCAAGUGUGGUCCUGGAUGAAAUAAAUUAUAUUGAAGAAGCAUGUUAUCUUAUACCAGUUAAAAAUCAUUUGACUAGAGAACUAAAUCUACAAAGCCAAGAAAAUAAGGAUUUGGUUAGAAACUUUUACCAAGUCCAUAAUAAAACAAGUUAUAUUAAAGAGUCCAAUCAGAAAAUCCCUGAAGAAAAAGAUGCCACUGAAAAAUAUUUCCAUCAAGAAUCAAUUCAUCAAAGUCAUGAGAAAAAAUAUUUCAAUGAAGAAUCAAGUCAUGAAAAUCAUGAUGACAAAGAUUUGCAUGAAGAAGCAAUUCAAUGCAACCUUGAUGAAGAAGAAUCAAGUCAACAAAUUCAUAAUGUAAAAGAUUUUGAUGAUGAAUCAAAUCACUAUAUUCAGGAUGUGAAAUUAAGUCAACAAAUCCAUGAUGAAAUAGAUUUCAAAGAAAUAUUUGUUCAAUAUAUCCAUGAUGAAAUAGGUUUCAAUGAAGAACCAGGUCAACAAAGUCAAGAUGAUUUCAAUGAAGAACCAUGUCAACAAAGUCAAGAUGAUUUCAAUGAAGAACCAUGUCAACAAAGUCAAGAUGAUUUCAAUGAAGAACCAGGUCAACAAAGUCAAGAUGAUUUCAAUGAAGAACCAGGUCAACAAAGUCAAGAUGAUUUCAAUGAAGAACCAGGUCAACAAAGUCAUGAUGAUUUCAAUGAAGAAGCAGCUCAACCAAUUCAUGAUGAUGACUUAAGUCUGCAAAUCCAAGAGGAAAAAGAUAUCUGCAUGAAAUCAAGUGAACAGAUAUAUUACAAAGAGGAUUACAUUGCAUAUUCAGGUCAACAAAGUCAUGAUGAAACUGAUUUAAAAGAAGAAUUACACCCAAAAAAUCAAAAUAAAAUAAAUUUAUUUCAAAAAUUGAAUCCACAGAUCAUUAAUAAAAUUGCUUCAUGUGACACAUUAAAUUUCCCAAUGAAUGAUGAAAUUGAUUUUACUUAUGAAUCAAUUCAACAUAAGAGUUAUGAGAGUGGUAUCACACAAAAAUAUGUUGAAUCAUUCAGUGAGGAUCAGCAGAUCUUUACUGCACUAGAUUCUAAUGAAGAAUCAAGGGAGCCAAUGUGUCCUGACUUAGAUUGGAAUCAACAAUUCACUCCAUCCUCAGAUACACUAACUUUGAUUCAAGAAACCAUUGAGCAGCAAGUUACCACUGAAGUCAAUGUACACAGUCAAACCAUUCCAAGUCUACCAAACAAAACCAAUGCCCUUUUCAUUCAAGAUACUCAGGGAAUCAUUAAGGAGUUAGGACUUAUCAAAUUAAAACAACCAAUGGAAGAAAGGACUACUGAAGGAGAAGAGCACCACCUAAUUACUGCAAUGAAUUUCAACAAUGAUGAGCUCAAUGAAGAACAUAACAAAUGCAAUGAUACAAACAAUAUAACUGCAGACAAUCAGCAGAUAAUUCUGUAUAAAAUAGAGUCAAAGAAAAUGAAUGAACAAGUUCUUGAGGAAGACAUUUGUACUGAAAUUUCAGAUCGAGAUAUUUUAAAAGUAAGCUGCGAUGAAACUUCAAGUCAUUACACUGAUGAAGUUUUUAUUGAAGCCUUCAGUCAACUAAUCCAUGAUGAUAUAGUGGAAGUAUCAAGUCAACAAUCUGAUUAUGACGUUUCAAAGCAACAAUCAGAUAACGAAAUAGAUCCUGAAGAUGUAAUUGUUUCAUCUCUUGGUCAAAUAAAUGGACCUCUUAUAAAUAUAUUACAUUUAGAAGCUUUGUCUGAUCAGAUGGAUGUUUGUGAGUAUGACAAUGAUGUGGUGUGUCUGGACUCCACUCAAUGUCUACCUACUGAUCUUGAAAUCAAAUAUGAUGAAGGGAGUCUCAGUUUCCUCUUGGAGACAGCAGAUGAGUUAGAAAAAACUGAACUCCUAUCUUAUCCAACUAGAGUACAAGACACCACAUUUCAUUAUGAGAUGGGGGGGCAAAUGUAUGAGAUUGAAGAAGAGAAAUUAUACCAACUAGCUCAAGAAAUAUUAGGAGAGUCACCUGAACAGGAAGAAAUAUUCCUGGAAAAAACGGCAGACUUAAACUAUUGUUGUCUGGACUAUGCAAGCCAAGAGCCUGUUGUUCGUAGACAAGAUGUGUACUUGACAAAAGAUCUUUUCUUGACUGAUUCAUCAAGGGAAGUAAUACUCCAUACAGACUCUGUCAUUGAAACUAAAUGUGGUUCUAGCUUUGAUCAAGCAAAUAGUCAUCUGAAGUGGGCUGACAGAAGUAACAGAGAGUCUGACCUGCAGUGUGAGGCACAUCUGUUGCCAGAGCAUUAUGUCAAGAUGGCUCAAUGUGCUACAUGUUAUCACUUGCCGGAUACUGACAAGGAACAUUUUGAGCCUUUUGAAAACAGCACUGACUCCUCCAUUGAUGAAGUUACCGGAUUAAAACAUGUUUCCUUAGGUUCCAUUGCUGAUGCUCUUUCCCCCAAAAGACCUCUGACCAUUAGCUAUAGUGACCAUGAUAUUGCCAUUGGUUUCUUUAACAGCCAGUCCUUCCCUCUUUUAGAUGACCAGUCCAUGUCUUUGCCUGAUAUGAGUAUUUGUAGUCACUUUGACUGGUCCCAAAACAGCAAUCGACCGAUGACAAGAUUCAGUGAUGCUACAGACAUGAGGUCAUGGAGCUCUGUUCCGUCUGUACAUAAAAAAAUGAGUCCUUUUGAUUCCCAGCUUCGUAAAACAAAAUCUGAUCAGAAUUUGAAGCUCUGGUCUCCACGGUACAGCUGGAGCCCUUCAACUCAGAAUUCCUUUUACGUCCAUCCAAAACCAUGGCAUGAGCAUCAGCAGGCCAAUGACCUUUCACCUUUGUGCAUAAGUUCUUCUGGAACUUUAAAUACAAGUUCCUCUAGCUUGGGUCAGAACAUUAGUGCAACUGCUCAAAGAAUCUUGAAAGAAGAUGAAGAGAUAAGAUCUGACUCUAGUACUAAGGGAAAUAUUGCUGCUGGGUAUAGUCGACAUCUGAAAGACAGUUUCACUUAUGGAGAGUUUUCUAGGGAUUUGUCUCAUUUGAAAAGCAAAUACCAGUCUGGCUUUAAAUCCAUGCCUAGAAAUGACAUGGAAGAUCUGAGCCUAAAAACAGAAUCCAAUACCAAAAGAAUUGUAAAGGCUAUCAGAAACAACUUACAUAGUUCUUAUGCUAGAAGUUCAGACAUUUUAAAGACAUUGUAUGAACCAGAAACAACUUCAUUCCAAGAUCCAAACAGCCAGCCUGACUUCAAAAGCAAUUGGAAAUCUUCUGGAGAUAAUGAAAGAGGGGCAUUCAGAUACCAUUCUAAAAAGAUAACUGAUGACUUCUCAGAAUUGGAUCAUGUUUACACGCGUAAUAAUUUAGAACAUGGCCAGGGUUUUAAUGAGCACUUAGGUCAGCCUGUUGGUUUCAGUUCUCAAUCUUGUUUGGUUGGACAGGAAAGUGAGCACAUGUCAACGUCUAGGAAAAGAUACAUCACUGACUAUUCACAUAGGACUUGGAAUGAGUCAGACUUGAAUCUCACAGCUGACGACACUGACUUUUUAGGAGAUUUUAAAAAGCCACUUCCUUUUGACCACACUAAGUAUUACAAAAACAAGAUACAUGGCUCCAACACAUACAUGACAUUUUCUUGCCCAAAAGAUGAGACCUACGGCAGACUCAUUUUCCACCAGCACAACCACGGCGAUGAAAGUCAAAUACCUUCACAUUCCCACUUUCAAAGUUCCUUUAUGGACUAUCUCAACACAGAUAGCAGGCAGCACCGUGUUUCAUUCUUGAAUGAGAAGACUAACUUUGACCUCAGCACUGAGUCUGGCCUUGACAGCAGUAUGACAGACAGCCUUUUUGAUGGCAUUCUCGACAAGGGCAGUGAUGACAGUUUUGAAUGCCACUUUUUGUCCUCCAGGUUUGCUGGAGCAAGGGGAAAAGAAAACAAUAAUCAUUAUGACGAGACUAUUCUGGAGUCCUCUCUGGCUGAGGAAGUGAGUUCUAGAGACGAUAUAGAAGAUACUUUUAAUGAGUGUAUGUUAAUGAACAACAAAGAAAUGGAGGAUCAUGGGUUUGUUACCCCUGCAUUCACUAAUAGAGGGAUUAAUGCUAUAUUAGCUGAGGACACAUCUGAAGGCAGUGACUCUGGAGAAAGUGACCCUAUGGAAAACAGUGUGUAUCCAGAUACUGAUGCUCCAAAUGUUUGCUUCAGAAAAACACUUGCCAAACAAAAGGAUGUGAAAGAAAGUGAUGUUAAAAGGGGGUAUGUAGACAGGGAAAACCAGGAUCCUCUCACUCUUGGACAUUUGGAUUGCAACCUGGCUGGCGGGCCUUUGAAUCUCAAUAUAAAUGUUGUUUUGCAGGUAUCUAAAAGUCAGAACACCAGUGAGAAUCUAAAUUAUGCUAAACUUGUGGCAUUCAAUUCAGUAUCCACUCAAUUCUCUCUUCAGAAUAGCAUUGGAAACUCUGAGGCCUUGGACGACAUUAACAUUGAAGGCUUACAGUCUGCUCUACAGGAUUACCAAAGCAGGGGCCCUAUGCUGUCACCAGUGUUAGAGGUCUUGGAUGAUGACCCAGCGUCUAGAACUGAUGAACUUAACAGUGACUGCUCUCCUGGGGAAGACACUCAAGCCAGUGAGCACGUUCAUGAAAACUGUGUUCUAAAGGAGGACAAAAUGGAAGAUCCUCCUGAUAUCUCAAAGUAUAAACCCCAGAAUGAGUCCUCGGAAGAAAAUUCAGAGGACUUCAUUACCUUGGAAACAGACAAAAUAACAAAAGUUGUGUACAAGUCUAAAACAGAAGAAUUAAAGAAAGAAGGUUUGGGUGAUGGCGUAGCACACGUGUCAGUCGGGCCUAAAAGUCUACAGUUAAGUGAUGCUAAGGAGGAUGUGUGUGUCAGUGCUGGGGACAAUGCUGCCGUGAGCAGACUGGUUGAAGCUCUUAAACAACUCCACAGCUGUGCACUGCAAUCUAUCCCUUCUGAUGGGUCUAAACCUGACCACCAGUUUGUAUCGUUGAUGAAUAAAGAAAUGCUCCAAAUGCUCACACUGCAUGAUACUCCUGUUAAUAGCCCUCCUUCUGGAAGGUCCUACUUAAAUGAUGACAAGCCUCAUAAUGAGAGCUGUAGCUCAGAAGACACACUUAGCCUAAGAAGAAGUUUAGCAGAAGACCAACAAGAGAAGUAUGUACACACUUGUGCUUCUCAAAGCUUGCUCAACAAAUCAGAAUUCCAAGGGGAUCAAAAUCAAAUUCCUGAAAUCAUCAAUUCAGACAAAAGAACAACAUUGGUUACAGGUGUUUUAAAACCUCUGAAUGGUAGUUAUAAUUUAGUGAAGGAUUCUACACAUGACACGUUUAUUAGUCAGACACCCUUGUCACCAAGAGGAUACAGAGACACCAUAAUCAAUAGGUCUGUUUCAACAGAUGUCAUGGGCAAUGGUUCUUUAGCAAGUAAUCUCUUCACCAAUAGCUCUAAAUCUUUGGAUAUCCUAAGUGAAGGCAUGAGGAGGGAAGGUACAUCCAUUUUUUCAAAGAUCAGGGGGGAUUACUCCAGAGACACCCAACAGCAGAAUGCCUUCACCAAAGGCAUCUUGGCUCAAGAUGCACUGAGAUCAGACAAGCAUCUUACUUCAGAUUCCAGAGCACAGGAUGCUCCUGUGGACAAUUUUGAGGUUAUUGACAAAAGUUUAAAACCAAGGAUUAGCUGUCCUCAGCUGAUCAGUAAGGAUUCCCAAAAAAGUUUGUAUUGCCAUUUCAGUGAUGGUAAUGUUCAAAAGUUAAAACAACAUGAUGAACUUGUUAUUUCAAGACCUCAAAACUUGCUGACCACUGGAUCACAGAAUAGAGAAGAUAAUUUCCCAAUAUUGAACAGUGUUUGGCCUAAACUUAAUAAAACCCAGAGUUUACAAAGCAACAACUAUGAGCUGAAUUCCUUCGCUAUGAACAGUCCAGACAGGUCUACAAAGUUGUGCUAUCAAAGAGAUUUAGGCUGUAGAUGUAGGUCUCAUGGUGCUUUACCCAGAAUCUCUGAGGCAUAUGAAAUCUUCAACAGCAAUUCUCUUCCAAAGAAAGACUUCAUCAUGGAACAUCAAGUCUCUGACAUAGACACUUCUAGAACACAUGGUGCUUUCCCCCAGGAAAUGUCUCUAUGUAAUACACACACACCCUACAAUGCAUCUCAGCAGGUUCACAAUUCUAUUAUUGGAUCAAAAGAUGCUUGCUCUGGACAAAAAGAUGAACUUUCCAUUAGCACUCAAGAGUUUCAAGCAAAAACCUUCAACCUGCAACCAUUUGGUCUUGUCAAUGCUAUCACAUCUAAGCAUGCCUGCACAUCUGCCAAUAUAAGUGACACCACAAGAGAGAUACAUACACAAUCGGAUGUAGACACUAUUCUAAACGCAGUUACUAAAGAGAAAACAACAUCUAAUGAUGAUGUGUUUUUAAAGGUUGAGGAAGAGACUAGUCAUGAAAAAGCUGGAAAAGAAAGUACUGGGCAACUUGGCUGUAAUGGUGACAAUAACCAAAUAAGAAGAGGGGUCACAAUCCAAGAGAGGCAUGUCUUUGAGAAGCUCAAAGUGACCAGCACAUCUAAAAGUGACAUAAAAAUUGUGCGUGAUCUGGAGGAUGACAAGGAAGCCAGGUUGACAAAACAAAUUUGGAAGGCAGCAGAUGUCAGUGGUGAUGUGGGAGAUAGAGUAUUCUUUGAUCAAUCAAAGAGAGAGAACAACAUGUGGGCUUCAAGAGACCAGAGUAAUGCUUUGAUAAAUGGCCAUGGAGUAUAUAAAAUUGGGGAUAGCAAUGGCGAUGGUUGCAUAAAGUCAGACGAUUGUCAUGCCAUCAAAUCUGUUGUACCAUUGACAGAUAUUGACCAUAUGAAGACUUUUAAGUCAGACAGUCAUGGCAGACCAGAGUAUACAGAAACAUCAAAUUUGCCAAUUGCUGACCUAGUCCCAGCUGAUGAAACUGUGACCAUGGAAAAUAAAGCUGUGGGCAGCAGUGUCCAGACUCAAGAGAAAUGUGUUGAGACUGAUAACUGCAUUACAAAUGAGCAAUGGAGCAAUGCUGAAAUGGACCCUCUCUUUAAAAGUCCCUACCUUGAAAGUACAACUCUGAAUAUCAAACAAAAUGACUUGUUGAAGCUGUUUUGUAAAACUGAUGUCUGUUUGAAGGAAAUUAAACUGGUAUUAUUAAACAAAGACAUGGUCCAGGCUCAAGUAGAUUCCAAUGGCAAGACUGAUCAAUCUAGUCUUGGUUUGAAACAUCUGACUCAGAAGUUAUCUUCUGUCCCAAUAAUUGUCACUAAGGAUGAUGUUAAUUUAAAUGAAGAGAAUAUUGAAUUGCAGAAGAACAGAUUUAAAUCCCCAAUCCCCAAUAGCUCCUAUUUUUCUGCCCAGCAUAAUAAAUGCUUGGAACCAGUGCAAGACCAACAUACCAAAGAGUUAUUUGCAGAGUUAGAAGCAGAUGAACAGUCUUUUAAAAGCGUUUGUGAAAUGAUAGGGAACAAAAGAGAUUCAAGCAAUGACACUAAACAAAUACAAGACCCUCAUCAUUCUUCUGCACUAGAAGAUCAGCAGAUUUCUACUCCAUUGAUGGACAAACUUGCUUCUCCACUACUUGUUGACUUCCUGUCCUGCAGCUCAGAGUCAUGUGACAGUGAAUGGCAGUCAACAUUUAGCCAAUCAGGCGAUCCCAAGUUCUACGAUACAUUUCCUAAAGUAAUUUCUUUUGACCAUUCAAAGUCCAGCAGUGAGUCAUCCUUUCCAGAUAUCACAGACUUUGAUGAGAGUAACUUGAGCAGUGAUGAGGAUACCCGUGAUGCUGAUGUCAGCUCACUGGAUACUACACUCAUUGCUCCCAGCUACUCAGAAAAAUACAGGCUAAGUCAGCCUAUAAAGUAUCAGUCUCUCUUCAGAAAAAGACAUGGGUCAAAUCAAACCAAGUCAGAUCUUCUGUUUCACAAAGACAAUCCAGAGGUCAGUCUCUUUGCCCCCAAUCUAAAUCUUGUCCAAGAGGAAAUUAUUGGGAAUCAAAAAGACAAUGUAGAUAGCUGUGCAGCUGAUGUGGAAAGCCUGAGCGACUUUGCCAAAGUGGCUGCUCCAAUCAAAUGUUUUCCUACAAUCCCUUUCUCUGUUGCACCAAUUACUGACAGAUUUCCAUCUUUUUUCAAAACUCAAUCCUGUCAGGAUAAAAAGAAUACAACUGAGAAACAAUCUGUAUUUAAGCAACGAGGGUGUCAACAAGAAAGAUAUAACUCUUUUAUACUAGCUGACAAGUCAGGAAAACAUAAAGCUAGGGCUUCUGACCUCGCAGGUCAGUUGUAUUCCCCAAGAGUUAGCCCUAAGAAGCAUCUCAUCACUGAAGGGGAAGCCACACCAGGAAGUGUACUUCUGGAUUCAUUUUACUCCAAACCUGUCCAAGCAAAUCACUGGCUGGCUUUCAAGAGUCCUCCUAGCUUCAGGCCCAGUCCAACAAACAACAAGUUUAAAACCAAGGCAAAAGUACAUGAGGAUUUGAAGUUCCACCGCAGAAAAAAGUUGUUUUCACCUCUAGAAUCUGUCGCUGAAGAGAAAAGGCUCUUUCCUCUUCCCAGUUUUUACAAAGAAAUCAACAAUGCCAACAGUAAUGAUCUUAUCUUUGACUGGCAUCAGGAGUUGGCCCAUAAUGACCAGAUAGAGGAUGUGGCUGGAUUUGAUAGGACUGUUCAAGUACAAGAUAGCUGUGAAACCUGUGAAUAUAAAUCACCUGAAGCCAUUAGAGUAGAGUCUAACCAGUCCAAGAGAAGUGUCAGUUUCCAAUGGCCUAGUGAAUACAGUGUUUGCAUUAUAGACACUAACUACACCAGUGAUAGCCAGGUGACAAGUGUGGACCAAGACUUAGAUCUUAAACCCAAUGUGACCCCUGUGGAAAUAGAUUAUGAACCCUUUUUAUUCCGCUACAGAAAGCCUGGCCUGCCAGUGAUAACAGAAGAGGUUGAGGAUGCUGAAACAGAUUUGAAUUCUGUGUCUGACAGUUCUCCUGAUAUAAGCAUGACAUCUACCAGCAGCAGUGAUGCAUUUACUGAGGAAGCACAAAAAGAAGAGACUUGUACAAGAACAUGCAAAGAAAUCUGUACAACUAAAUGUUCUCAAGAGGAAGAGACUAGAGAUCAACACAGAAGACAUGCUCGCUACUUCCCUGAGUUACCCUUUUUUAAUAGUAGGUCGUCAGAGGAGGAGGCAACUGUGGAUUCCAAGGCAGAAGUAGUUGAUCUGGUAGCCAGAAAUUCUGAUAGAAAACUGCCAGAUUUAAGUUUCUUUGCUCAACAGACAUGUUCCAAUGAUGACUUUCUUGAGUCCAACUGUUUGAAUAGUGACCAUGUGUUGUGCCAGAUGAAUGUCUCAGACACAGAGAUUCAUUUAGACAUAAAUGUGGAGUUUACUUCUGAUAGCAUUAACUCUGAAGAGUCUAGAGAUCAGAUGACUGUGUCACUUCAGCAGGAUCUUGGGUCUUUUGAUACAAAUAAUGUUAACACAACAGCCGAGUCUAAUGAUAAAGAACUGGAUAUAAGUAAGGAGGCUAUCAUAUCAGAACUAGGGCCAGACAAAGAAGCCUUCUCUCAAGUUAAGCUGUGCACUGAAAAUAGUAUUUCAAACAAUAGGACAUCCCAUGAAUCAAAGGAAUAUGCACAACCCCUUCAGUGCUUGAUUGACAAGACAUUUUCUGAUGACAUUAAAGAAAGGGGUCAUGUAUCUCAUAAAUACAACUUGCCUUUGGCUAACAUUAAAACAGAUGAGACAUUUGUUGACUCUGAGGAUGACGCUGCUACCUUGUUGAGGCAUUUGAAAGAGAUGGACCUAACCUUAGAGACUGACAGUGACCUAAGUUUCACAGGACAAUUUGACAGUCCCACCAAGUCAACUUACCACAUAGAUGUCUCCUGUGUGGUCCAUGUGGAAGACUGUGACUCUGAAGCAUCCAGUAGCUCCAGCUUGAUAUUGUCUUCAGGUCAUGAAAUCAGCAUUUCCGCGGAAUGGAAAACUGACUCUGAGGAGCCUUCUGAAACAGACAAUGCCAUUGUCAAAAACAUUGUGAGUCCACUUGGUGCAGAUGAUUUGAAUCAGGCUUUCAAUGCUGGAACCACAAGUGAUCAGAAAGAUGAUGAUAUUGACAGUCAUUUAAAUAUUACCUAUGUGCUAGAUGAAAGCAAUGAAUCUCCAGAAUCUACCAGUCAUAAAAAUGAUGCUUGUGAUGAUCUUGAGGAUGAUAUGAAUGCUUCAUCUGAAGCCUAUUCAGACAAUAUGGAGAGGCUAGGAAGCUCUGAUGAACACUUGGGGGAUGACUCUGGGGAUUCCCCUAGCGACUCUGAUAUUCUACUACAUACCUCCAGCAUUAUCAAAGACCCUAUGGUGUUAAAGAGGUUGACGUCAGAGCCCCCAGUGAAACAGAAGCCUGCCAAGGAAGAUAGAUCAGUCUACAGUUUGCAAGACAGCAGCUUGGUUGUGCCAACAUUGUCCUCUGACUCCUUUUCAACUUAUUGUUCUCACCAGAGCCACCUGGUGGAUGAACUGGAACUGGCAGCAUUCCUUAGUGAUGACUGUGCUGAGUCACAGGAUAACAAGAGAUGCCAUCUAGACUGUAGUGACAUUGCAGAGGAUGAUAGACUUGUCAGUGACAGCAGUGUUAGGAAGGAAGAGGAUUUCACUGAGUUAACUGCUGAAAAUGAUGGAAUCGUCAACAAGAGCAGUAACAGUGAGGAUGCUGACCCUGAAGAAGAGAAGCUUGAGGAAGGUUUUUUGAUUCACUCUGAAGGUCUGGACUCUACUGAAUCCUUGACGCAAUGGACAGAUCAAGUUUCUCCCCAUGGCAGUAGACUGUGUUACUAUCACCUCUAUUUUGAUCAGACUGGAGCAGAGGUGGACACUUCUAAUGAGAACAGUAUCCUAGAUGUUCACGUUAGUGAAACCUCAGGUCUCGGUGUUGAGAAACUGAGUCAGGAUGGACUUUGUCAAAUGGAAAUCCUUCAACAUGUUUCAGAACCUCUGGACCCUAAUGUUCUUGAUACAAGGGACUCAAAAGUAGAAGAUGAGAAUGCUAUGGUUGACUCAAGUAAACUUCAGUCUGAAAACCUAUGUGACUUUAAAAUAAAUUUGGCUCCAUGCAGUUUAGUCAGCCACAGUCUUAGAGAUCAGACUAGUGAAAGCAGCUCACAGUCAGGCCUCAUAGGACAGUCUGACCUGUGCCAAUUGGAUGACCUUUUUGCUGUCUCUUCCUUGUCAGACCCUGACAUGACAGUGACUGAAGAGCUGCACCAUGAAGGACCUGACACUUGCAUUCUAAGCUUUAGCUUUUCUAACCCAAUGUUCUGUCACUGCCAAGGUGGUGAAAAGAAACGCUACAGCUCUUUCAUCUCUCUAUCACCGUAUCCUUGCUUGCGUAAAAGUAAGUCUGAUCACAGCGUAGACUCUAAGAGCUUGUGCCAGAACUGGAUACUCCAAAAUAACAGCUUCCAUGACACACAGCACCUGAUGUUUCCAGAAGAUAAAAGAACAGGCGGGAGAAAUACUGUAUCAGACAUAAGUGACUUUAGGAGGUCAGCAAAUAAAGGUCCUGAGUAUCAGUAUGAGGAAAUGACUUCCUUCUCCGCUGACUGGUCAUCCAACUGUUUAUUGGUUGGAGAGGAUAAGAGUGGGGACAAAGUGGAAGACCUAAACCAAUGUGUCCUCUUUGAGGAAGACAGUAAGGAGAUGGUAACACAAGAGUCUGGGACUACAGAAGACAUCAGUUUUUCCUGUCAUCCGGUCAGUUCCAAGUUUUCCUUAGCUGACCUUGUCCAGCAUCUCAUGGCAAGAGAUCAACUGAAGAACUUUGGUUUUUGUGAUGAUGACUUGACUAAAUUAUUAAGAGAAAUUAUGCAAGAAGCCAGGAACUUAACUGAUGCUGAGAGAUGUUCAGUGUUUCUGUUAGACAAGGAUACUGAUGAACUGGUUGCAAUGGUGUUUGAUGGCAUUACAGCAGAUGACAAAGAGUGGCAGUAUGGGGAUGGGGUACAAGGAGAAAUACGACUGCCAAAAACACAGGGCAUAGCAGGCCACGUGGCAACAACAGGAACUUUGUUGAACAUUCGAGACGCAUAUUCUCACCCUCUGUUCUAUAGAGGCAUAGAUGACUCCACAGGCUUCAGGACCAGAAAUAUUUUGUGCUUCCCAAUCAAGGAUGAGGAAGGGAUGGUGCUGGGUGUGGCUCAGCUGUGCAACAAGAAGACGUUCCAGUAUUUCACCACAUUUGAUGAAGACAUUGCCUCUGCCUUUGCUGUUUACUGUUGCAUUAGUAUCAGCCAUUCUCUCAUGUACAAAAAGCUCGUGGACAUCCAGCACCGCCACCGAUUGGCCAAUGAGCUGAUGAUAUUCCACAUCAACCAGCAAGUACCAAUGGAGGAAGUGCAAAUGAUGGCUGAAAAUCCCAUCCUGCCUGUCACCACUUUUAGCAUCAAUUUUGAUUCCUUUGACUUUGCACCUCGCACCAUCCCAGAGUCCCAGACUGUUAUGUCAUGUAUAAGUAUGUUUGAGGACCUGGGAUUCUUAUCAAGAUGGAGAAUUAAAAUAGACACACUAGUAAGAUUUCUCCUGAUGGUUAAAAAAGGUUAUCGCAACCCUCCCUAUCACAACUGGAUGCACGCGUAUGCAGUCACUCACUUUUGUUACCUCCUCAUCAAAAAUCUUCAUCUACACAAUUAUUUGGAUGACAUCGAACUUUUAGCUUUAUUUGUGUCAUGUCUUUGUCAUGACAUUGACCAUCGUGGAACAACCAAUUCAUUCCAAGUUCAAUCGCAAUCAGUGCUAGCAGCUCUGUACAGCUCAGAGGGCUCUGUCAUGGAGCGCCAUCAUCUGGCACAGAGUAUGUGUAUCCUGAAUACUGAUGGUAGCAAUCUGUUUGAGAACCUUUCCAGCAAGGAGUACCAGACUGUACUGGACUUGAUGAGAGAGAUCAUACUGGCCACUGACUUGGCUCACCAUCUCAGGACAGUCAAAGAGCAGGAACAGCUAGCAGAGAGUGACAGCUAUGACAGAAACAAUGCCAAACAUAAACAUAUCUUGUUGUGCUUGCUGAUGACUGCCUGUGAUCUGAGUGACCAGACCAAGAACUGGAACAACACUAAACACAUUGCUGCACUAGUGUACCAGGAAUUUUUCUCUCAGGGUGACCUUGAGAAGGCUCUGGGUAAGAAUCCCAUGGAAAUGAUGGACAGAGAGAGGGCGUGCAUACCCGAGUUACAGAUCUCAUUCUUGGACAACAUUGCUGCUCCAGUAUACAAGAUUCUGGCCAGGAUGUUCACUGAAGCUCAAAUACCUGCCAGGAAUGUGGAAGAGAAUCGCAAACACUGGGUACACAUUCGCCAGCUGUUAAAAUUUCGUCAUGGGAACUCAACGCAGGCCAUGAGUGUGGAACAGAUCAUAUCCAUUGAAGAGGAAGUGGAUGAGAUCCCAGGUCAAGGUGAUAUUCACCUCAACGGACGAUGAGACUGGCUUUGAUUUUAUUUUAUUAUCUGGUCUUUAUUCUUUUUACAUGCAUUUUGAUUGGUCACGGGUGGAUGUACCUGAACAGUGGAUACAAUACAUGGGAUUGGCUUCGUGAGGAUGGCCAGAAUGAGUAGGGAGACCUGCUUGUCAUUCUCCUCCUAUGCUGUUAUCUAAUGGAUUACGUUCUCAGUUAUAUAGCUGCAGUUUUUUGAAAUCCUAAAAUGCUGACUGGGGUCUCUACAAGCCAGUUGGAACUAAAAGUUGCGUUGGAUAUCUUUUCAUCUAGAGUGAUGUUUUUUGGUGUUCCUGGCUGGGAAAUAUGAAAAUUUAAAACUGUUUUAAUGAAAUAUUUUGAGACGAGUUUGUUUCAAUUUUUCUUAACUAGCGUUUAGCUGUACCUUGAUCACAGUUAGAUAGAAGUGGAAAUACACUGUCAGCUUCUUUUUUUUUGUAUUAAACAGUCAAUUGAUUCUCUACCCAAAUUUAUAGAUAGGAAAAGAAAAGACAGGCAGCUGUUUGUGAAAGAUUUCAAAAGCAUAUUUUUAUUUCUCUUCCUCGAAUACAAAAGUCUGUGAUUCUGAAGAUGAUGGUCCAAUCUUCUUGAUGUAGAUAUGUGAAUAGAAUGAUAUAUAUAUAUAUAUUGGUGUUGACCAUUGGACAUUUUUAGCUGUACUGCUACUGAUAUUAUUUCUUCUUGUUUCAUAUCUUCAUUCCCAUACUUGGACAUUGGAAUAUUUCUCUACACAUCAAGUUUGGCAAUCUUAUUAUGACAAGUACACAAUGUUUUUUUUUUUUAAAAAAGAAAUGAGAACAUUGAAAUGUUCAAUUUUCAUAACUGUGUCACCGCAUUGCAAGAGGCAACUUUGAGUGGUUUGAAAAGGAAGUCAUUGGGCUUUCAUCUUUGCAGAAAUCCAGAUGAUGUCAUGGUGGAAACGGUUUGAAAGCUCUCCGUUGUUUUUACUUUCUACGAAAUCCAUUCAUAAAACAAAGCACUUUGAUUCGACUUGGUUUGAUUCUGAGAUGUGAAACUGUGUUGUUCUAUCUUGUUGUCAUUGAACUAGUGCACUGCUCAACACCAAGAACACAGAAAGAAUUAUUUCAUAUUGGGAUUUCCAAGAGCAUUGUUUGAAAUCUCCGUCCCUUGAGUGAAAUCUAUUUUUAAUGUAAGGGAUUUCCAUGUAUGAAGUCGCUGGCUUUCAUUGUUAAUUGUGCUUAAAGGGCAUCAACAGUAGAUACAUUUGAUUGGUCAACCAUUGUGGCUAUUUUGUGCAGUAAGCUGUAUUUAAAUAGGUCUGCAGCUAUUGUACUUCCUUAUGAUACAGUUAUUAUUAUUAUUUUGAUUUAUUUAUUCAAUUAUUAUUUAAUUUUUUGUUGCCUUUGCAUAAAUGAAUAAUAAUUUAAUUUGUUCAAAGAGUCCAGACAGAAAGAAAUGUUUUUACAUUUAAUAUAGACCUUGAUAUUGCUGUGAUCAUCCCAGUCUAGUGACCCACACUAAAUCUAGGGGAUAAAACCUAAGUCUGUUCUCUCCUAGUCUCAUGUCCCACACUAGUUGAAAGUCGAGUCGCUGUUUCUUUCCCCUUGUACAAAGUUAGACUAGUUCUCUUCCAUUCUACAUGUCAUAUGUGUGUUAAAGAUCCCUGUAUCAAAGUCAGACCACUCUGGAAAUGAUCACCUUAUGAAGAUGCUGCUUUUUUUGUUGUUGCGUGCCCCUGCAACUAAUCAGCAGGCACUUAUCCAUACCAGGUGGUGUCCUCUUGCAGAACAGAGAAGACAUUGACCUUUACCUUUUAACCCUUAUUUCUUGUGAUGCACCCGAACCAGUCUCUGAAACCAAGAUCACAUUGUCAAGUGUUACAACCGGCAUCUGUUGAAGAAAGGGAGACACUUGAGUCUCUACUAACACAUGUUAAGGUUACAACUGUCAACAUGUGAUCUUAUGUUGUUUUUUUUUUUUUUUAAAUAUCCAAAUUUUGCGGAUUUGUUUCCUAUUGUAAGAUUUCUGUCUUUUUUUUGCAAAAUGUUUUCAAGUGUAAAGUCAUGUGAUUGUCACAUUAAGAUGGCCUGAGUCAUAGGGCUGGGCUUACUCUGCUUGAGAGUCAAAAACAGAUAGUGAAAUUUUCAUCUUAUGCAAGCAGUAAUAUUCAAGUUUGGAGUCCUAUGAGGCCUGUUUGGGUAGGGUGGCAGUUUUUGUGUGAGAACCACUGGAUGAACUCCAGAACUGGUAACAAUGAAAUUUGUUAUUGUUUUGUUUUUUUAAAUCUUCCAUCUUGCGAGUCUCUGGGUUGAAUGUAUUGUUUCAUUUAAUUUAUUUUUUGUGUGACUGAAUGUGUUGCUGAUACAUGAAUGCUGUUGUGUGCUUGUGAUGUGUCUCUAGUCAAAUCAGAACUGUAUUUCAGGUAUUUAUUAUGUUUUGUAUUCACCUCAUUUGUGUUUCUUUCUGCUCAUGUAUUGCUUGUUUCUACUCUCAGGUCAUUGUACAAUAGGACACAGCAGAUCUCAUUAGUUUCAGUUUUCAACUUUGAAUUUUUGUUUUAGUUUAGAUUGAAGGAAGAUGUUCAUUAUUCAAAUAAACUUUCAAUUCCAGAUAAUUUAGAGUUUGAAUCUACAUAUUUCUAGUUAACUAGUGUUCAAACCACACAUUUCUAAUUUCUAGACAAUUAGAGUUCGAAUCUACAGAUUUUUAAAUAAUGAGAGUUUGAAUCCACAAAAUUUCUGGAUAAUGACAGUUUCAAUCCACACAUUUCUAAUUCAUGAGAGUUUAAAUCCACACUUUUGUAUUGGGAUAGUGGUUUUGUUUUUUUUGUGGUCUCCUGGAUUUCAGUUCAACUAGCCUGAUUCUCUGGACCAUAUUAUUUUCUUCCAUAGUGUGUCUGCUCCAGUUCUAAACUGAUAGAUGAUAUAGUGGUGGAUGUCUCAGCUACUGGUAAUAAGUGGUAUUUUGUUCAGUGUUUGACUCCUGCACAUUGUAGUGUUGAAUGUCACAAUUUUAUGAUAGCUGAAAGUAGAGACUUUAGUAGUCAUCAAAUGAUUAGAGUGACCUUUUCUUUGUAAUAGCUAUUUAUUGAACUCUUGUUUUUUUUUUUUUUUUUAAACUGUCCUAUCUUCUGGCAUUAUAUUCAUGUAAGUAUUGUGUACAGUCGACUGUGAUCACGGAUUUGUUUGUUUGACACCCUCAUCUCAUUUCUCCUGUGUUUCUCUUAUAAAGCAAGAAAAAUUUUGAUUGUUGAUUUUGAAAAUGUUGUUUGAAGGGAGACCUUUAUUGCAGAUUGAGUUUUAACAUUUUGUCAAACAUGCAACCUCUUGAAUAAGAGUUCUUAACCAUUUCUGUUGUCUUCAUUGAUGUCAUAAUUAGAGCUUAUAAACAUAAUAAGAAGAAAACAUUGGGAAAGGAUGAGCUGUUUCUUUCCAAAGAUUUCAAAUGUCCACUACUAGUGCUUUUAGAUAAAUCCUUGACCCCCCCACCCCAAACGGAUAUUCCUAGAUCCUGCAAUAUUUUCAGUGUAGAUCUUUGUUGCCAAGGUGGCCAAGUCUUCAGUGAACUUCUGUGACUUGACCAAGUGAACCAAUCUUCCAAUCCUAAUUGUAUGAUGCUCCUUUGUUUUCUUCCAUUCUUCCACACACACUGGUUUCUUCUCUGUUGGUGUCCAUACCAUGUGUCCUUUUAUUGACCACUGGCAUUGCCUGCACACCUUGCACCUUCAUUGUCCUGGUACACUCUGCCUCACCUCCCCUCUCCAACCUUAGUUGAUACAGUUUGUUUUGUCCACUUAGUUUUCUUUCUCCUGGAUAUUUUAUUUUUGAACUGAAUCUGUUAGCAGUUAUCUACUCUGUUUGAUCCAAUCACAUUUCAGCUUUUGGGGGGGGAAGGGGAAAUCAUUUUUCUCACUUUUGCUGACUUUUGAAACAAUUGUUUUCAAUUUGUUUCUUGUUACUGACAAUUUGUUUUGUUUUUUUAAUUCUCAAUGAAGUUGUUUAGUUUUUUUUUUUGUUUGUUUUUCAUUAAAUUUUUUAAGAAUUGGAAA